Molecule: messenger RNA, 390 nt
Organism: Mesorhabditis spiculigera
Lineage: Eukaryota; Metazoa; Nematoda; Chromadorea; Rhabditida; Rhabditidae
Source: the annotation of a GenBank genome assembly
AUGUCCCGUAUACAGGGGCUGAAAUUUGUCGAUGCAGGCCAGAGGCCUCCAUUAGCCCCGAUGAGCUGCGUGCUGGACCCUUUGAAGGCGUAUGCCGAUCGGGCGGCCGUUUCGUGCCAGGGCAAAUGUUUCAAGUUUACGAGCGCCAAAAUUCAAAGCGAUGGCGGGAUCGAGCUUUACAUGUUGAGGGGAUGUUAUGAUAAGUUGAUCAAUUCUACUGUACAUCCGCCGCCUAGUGAUGAUAGAUGCUAUCAAUCGCCAGAUCACUACACUCAUGAAGUGGGCGUAGAGUACGUAUCGCAAUGUUACUGCAAAGGAUUCAUGUGCAACGACGUCCGAAUAAUCAGCCCCAUAUUUUCCUUAUCUCUGGCUUUGCUCCUCUUGCUCAAU